GUGUGUGAGUGUGUGUGUGUGUGUGUGUGUGGGAGAGAAAGAGAGAGAGAGAGAGAAAGAAAGAACGUGGUUGUUUAGAAGCUUAGCAUAUUUAGCUUGGAUGAGAUGAUCUAAUUCUCACCUGUUUGUAUUUUUAUGUAGUCCUCUUCGGUUUAAAAGAAGAAGACGGAGAAAGAGAGGGCUAAAAGCACAGCGGGGAAAGUUUUGGACUUUAUACAGAGUUCACAAUGUCCAUAAGCAGCCAGAAGACCAGCAGCCGCGCCAUCCCGGCCACCAGGCGAGUGACCAUUAGCGACGCGGCCCAUCUGCCCCAUGACUACUCCAGCACACCUGGAGGAACUCUGUUCAGCACCACUCCUGGAGGAACCCGAAUCAUCUAUGACCGGAAGUUCCUGCUGGACUGUCGCAGCUCCCCGUUGGCCAAUACACCCCCCAGCUGCCUGCCUGAUAUCCCUGGAGUGACCAGCCCUCCUACAAACACUGUUACAAACAACAAAACCCAACCUCAAGAGAGCGCCAGCAGCCAGAGCGUCCCUCCUGUGGAUAAGGCCACGGGUGAGGACGCCCAGUUUGAAAUGGACAUCUAGUAAUGUCGGACGUCAGGAUUACAGUGAUGACUGUUCUUAUAAGGAUGAAUGAAACAGAAGCUGUCUCCCGUCAUCAACCUUCUUUUGCUAUCUACUGUUUUUUUUUUUUUUUUUACCCCAUUUCUGUAUCGAUGCUGUCAUUCCAGACACGCACAAGACAUUUACCAUCAAGUC
This is a messenger RNA of Hemibagrus wyckioides, 761 nucleotides long. It is a transcript of the gene eif4ebp1, whose product is annotated as eukaryotic translation initiation factor 4E binding protein 1. The record is from RefSeq and is a predicted model, not a curated record. Bases 228 to 587 code for a protein of 119 amino acids. Gene Ontology annotation, biological process: negative regulation of translational initiation. The transcript has 4 exons. Gene Ontology annotation, cellular component: cytoplasm. Gene Ontology annotation, molecular function: eukaryotic initiation factor 4E binding. NCBI's taxonomy places the organism in Eukaryota, Metazoa, Chordata, Actinopteri, Siluriformes, Bagridae.